AUGACAGUUGGAAGAAUUAAGCUAUUCAACGAUCGAUUUAAUACAAAUUUUCAAAUCUAUAACCCUAAAGACAGUCAUUUUCAACCAAGAAAUGCAAACAUAGACUUAGAUUGGGUUUUUUACUUACACAAAGAACAUUUUUGUUUGAUAAGAAGAAAUAAUAAAGUUUUGGGUAUUAAAGAAAUAGAAGAUAAUUUCGAUGAAAACGUAUGGAGAACUUGUGGAGAUGAUAAUGCGGUAACAUGUUUUGCUCAGUUAAAACUAAACGUGAUUUCACAACCCCAUGAUGAUACUUUAUUCGCUUGGGAUUGUGAAUCUUAUAGCGAAAAAGAAACGAAUAAAGCUAUUCCUUAUUGUUGUACUUUAGUCAAUUUGGAAAAACUAAGGAAAAAACUAGAACUAACUAAAAGAGUAUUCCCAGAUUUAAAGUCAACUGAUCCCAUUCCAGAAGAAUUUUACAACAAACUCAUGACUAAUAUAGUAGAAAUAUUUGUAGGAACAGAUUGUUUCGAUCAGGUGUUGUGUCGUUUAGGUACAGUAGAUCAAAAAAGACUAACCUUAAUUUCCCAUAACGGCAGUGGUUUUGACAACUGGAUUGCACUUAAAAGCCUUAAUAAACAAACACAAUGUCCACUAGUAACAGAUAAAACAAUUCUAUCUCUUCCUUUAUCUAAUCCAUAUACAGAAGAAUGA
Molecule: messenger RNA, 693 nt
Organism: Lottia gigantea (owl limpet)
Lineage: Eukaryota; Metazoa; Mollusca; Gastropoda; Lottiidae
Exons: 1
Coding region: 1-693 (230 amino acids)
Source: RefSeq, a predicted model, not a curated record